ACUACAACUCCCAGCGUGCCCCGCUCCCGGCAGGGAAAAGGCGGGAAAAACGUAGCGCCAGGAUGGGGAAGCGCAGGAGCCGUCCACUCCCAGGCGACAGGAAAUUCCACGCUCCCAAAGCCAAGCGGAUCCUUCAGGAAGCACCGGGAGAUCCUGCUGGGAUGGACCCCGAGGUCCCAGCAGAGGGAAAAACUCCCCAAACUGGGGUUUUUAACGUGAUUUUUCAGGAAGGGAGAGAUGAGGAAAUUGGAAGUGGCAGAGCGCUGGGAUCACCCAAAGAGGGCAUUUCUGAUGGGGUGGAAGAGAAUCAUCUGGAAGUGCCCCAGCUGGGAAUUUUAGAAGUGGAUGGGACAGGAGAGGAUGAGCUGCAGUCACCAAAAUCAGGAAUUUUGGAUGGGCCAGGAGAGAAUUAUCAAGAAUCGCCAAAACUAGCCAUUUUGGAGGUGGAUGGGGCAGGAGAAGAGCAGUUGGAGUCUCUGAAAGUGGGAAUUUUGGAUGGAACAGGAGGGGAUCAGCUGGGAUCACCAAGACCAGGAAUUUUGGAGGUGGAUGGGGCAGGAGAAAAGCAGCUGGAGUCACCAAAACCAGGAAUUUUAGAUGGGGCAGGAGAGAAUUGUCGAGAAUCGCCAAAACCGGCAAUUUUGGAGGUUGAUGGGGCAGGAGAGGAGCCCCCAGAGUCAGUGAAACUUGUAAUUUUGGAUGGAAUGGGACAGAACCGUCUGGAAUCAUCUCAGCAGGGAAUCUUGGAGGGGGAUGGAGCGGGAAAGGAGCAGUUGGAGUCGCUGAAAGUGGGGAUUUUGGAUGGAACAGGAGAGGAGCAACUGGAAUCACCAAGACCAGGGAUUUUGGAGGGGGAUGGGGCAGGAGAGGAGCAGCUGGAAUCACCAAGACACGGAAUUUCGGGUGGGGCAGCAGAGGAGCAGCCAGAGCCGGUGAAACCAGGAAUUCCAGAGGCAGAUGGGGCAGGAGAGGAGCUGCCAGAGCCAAACUGGGAGAUCCCCAAACUGGGAAUUUUGGAUGGAACGGGAGAGAAUGAGCGGGAGUCACCAAAACAAGGGGAUUCUGGAGCACACCAGGACACGGCGACGGACACGGCCCCUGAGGGAAGUUCAGAGGGGACGGAUGCAGCGGGAGAGGGGCAAGAAGGUGCCCUGGAGGAUGGAUGUGGCACUGGGAUUGCCCUGGGAAUGGACACGGGGCCACCAGACGGUCCCAGAGGUCCCCAGAGCGGUGGAGGGGACGCAGAGAGCAGGAAUUCCCAGAGUGGGAAUUCCAGGAUGGCCACACCAGGGUUAGAUCCAGCAGGAACCAGCGCCGAGCCCCAGGAGCAGCAGGAAGGGACCAGCCCAGAGCUCCCAGCAGAGAAGCCAUGGGACACCACUGGCCAGAUCCACACCGGAUCCACGCAGAACAGCCCAUGGGAAAGCGCCAAAGCCGCGGAGCUGGCGGAUGCCAGCGACGUCGUCCGCGGGCUGAUCCGGGAGCUCUCAGACCUCAACCGCCUGGCCAUGGGAGCCCGCCGAGGGCUGGAGCUGCUGAGGAGGCCGAAGCCACGGCGUGGCCGGAGGGCAGUGCCCAGCGGAAGCCGCUGGAAAGAGGGGUAGGGACAUCAGGAAUAAUAAUAAUUUAUUGAUGGAAGAGAUGGGAAUAAACCAACCUUUGUCUGGA
Messenger RNA from Vidua chalybeata, 1668 nucleotides. It is a transcript of the gene BRME1, whose product is annotated as break repair meiotic recombinase recruitment factor 1. The transcript has 6 exons. Lineage: Eukaryota; Metazoa; Chordata; Aves; Passeriformes; Viduidae. Gene Ontology annotation, biological process: double-strand break repair involved in meiotic recombination. Bases 63 to 1604 code for a protein of 513 amino acids. The record is from RefSeq and is a predicted model, not a curated record.